ACGCCGAGUAAUACGCUUCAGGCUAAUUAAUUGUGUUCGCAGGGCAUUACACUCUGUUUUUCCCUACAGUCAGCUGUUCCAGAGGGUCGCUGCGCAGUGCUUAAGGGAAGUACCUACAUGUGGUAAAAGCAGCUGUCUGCUGCAUGUGCUGCACCAUCUGGACGUGAAAGUCGAUUGGAUCUGAAUGCCUACGCAUGCCUGCCAUUUCAGCCUUAAGUGAAAUCAGAUUACUUCAUCAGAAGACACUACUGUGUGCCUGGCAACUGAGACCAAACUGGAGCAGGCUAAUUUCUGUAUCACCAGUGCUCAACUUCCCACUGUCACCAGGCUGGGGCAGCAAACAGGCUUCAAGGAAGACUAAAGUCAAGAAGCAAAUACCAUACAUUAUGGAUGCUAAAAGUGAAGAGCUCCUAGCCCCCUUGCGGCUCUCUGUGAAAGAACAGGGAGAUCUUGUCCAAAAGCUGAAAGCAAAGGGAGCAUCAGAGAUUGAUGUAAAGAAAGCAGUCAAUGAACUGAAGGCUCGAAAAAAGGUCCUUGAAGACAAAGAACUAUCCCUUGCCCCAUCUCAAUCAGCAUUUGACAGGACCAAAAUGGAAGAUCUUCUCAAAAGAAGAUUUUUCUAUGACCAGUCAUUUGCGAUUUAUGGAGGAGUGACUGGUCAGUAUGACUUUGGACCAAUGGGCUGUGCUUUGAAAUCCAACAUCAUAUCUGAAUGGCGAAACUUCUUUGUCCUUGAGGAGCAGAUGCUGGAAGUGGAUUGCACUGUUCUCACCCCUGAGCAGGUUUUGAAGGCCUCGGGGCAUGUGGAGAGGUUCGCCGACUUCAUGGUGAAAGAUCUGAAGAACGGCGAGUGUUUCCGCCUCGACCACCUGAUCAAGGCGCAGCUGGAGAAGCUGGCCGCCGACAAGAAGACCCCAGAGGAGGACAAGCAGAAAUGUCUGACCACCGUGGCCCGGCUGGACGGCAUGGGCAAAGAUGACAUGAACGCUGUGAUGAGGAAAUACGACAUGAAGUCUCCUAUCACUGGCAACGAGCUCUCGGACGCCAUGGAAUUCAACCUGAUGUUCAGCACCUCCAUUGGUCCCACUGGCCUUCUAAAGGGGUUCCUGCGGCCGGAGACGGCGCAGGGCAUGUUCGUCAACUUCAAGCGGCUGCUCGAGUUCAACCAGGGCCGCCUGCCGUUCGCCGCCGCCCAGAUCGGCAACGCCUUCCGCAACGAGAUCUCACCCCGCAGCGGACUGAUUCGCGUCAGGGAGUUCACGAUGGCCGAGAUCGAGCACUUCUGCGACCCGGCCGACAAACAGCACCCUAAGUUCGCUGACGUGCGCGGCCAGACGGUGGUGCUGUUCUCCGCCUGCAACCAGAUGGACGGCGUGGCGGCGCAGACCACCACCAUCGGAGGGGCGGUCGACAAGGGUCUGGUGGCCAACGAGACCCUGGGCUAUUUCGUGGCGCGGAUCCAGCAGUUCCUGGAGCUGAUCGGCGUGGACCGGCGACGGCUGCGCUUCCGCCAGCACAUGGCCAACGAGAUGGCCCACUACGCCUGCGACUGCUGGGACGCUGAGAUCCUCACCUCCUACGGCUGGGUGGAGUGCGUCGGCUGCGCGGACCGGUCAGCCUUUGAUCUGAGCCAGCACUACAAGGCCACCGGAGUCAAGCUGGUGGCCGAGAAGAAGUUGCCCGAACCGAAGACCGUCGACGUCGUAGAGCCCGUGGUCGCCAAGGGCUUGCUGGGGAAGGCGUUCAAGAAGGACGCCAAGAAGGUGACUGACCUGCUGAUCGCGCUCUCCGCCGACCAGCUGACGGAGAUGGAGGCCCAGCUGGCCAAGGAUGGGCAGUACCAGCUGACGGCACCGGACGGCACCGCCUUCGCCAUCAAGCCGGACAUGCUGACCGUCAAGCGCCACUCGAAGACGGUGCACGUGGAGGAGGUGGUGCCGAGCGUGAUCGAGCCGUCGUUCGGCGUCGGCCGCGUCAUGUACGCCCUGCUCGAGCACAGCUUCCGCGUACGCGAGGAUGACGACCAGCGCACGUUCUUCUCGCUGCCGCCCGUGGUUGCGCCGCUGAAGUGUUCGGUGCUUCCGCUCAGCGGAAACGCGGAAUUCGGGCCCUUCGUGAACCAGCUCUCCCGCGAGCUGACCACGGCCGGAGUCUCGUGCAAGGUGGACAACGCCAGCGGCAGCAUCGGCAAGCGGUAUGCGCGCACCGACGAGAUCGCCAUCCCUUUCGGUGUGACGGUCGACUUCGACACGCUGCAGACGCCGCACACGGUCACGCUGCGGGAGCGCGACUCACGCGGCCAGGUCCGGCUGCCGCUGGCCGAGGUGGCUGACGUGGUGUCGAACCUGUCCCGCGGCCGCACCAGCUGGGCCGAGGUGGAGGCCCGGUACCCGCGCUUCGAGCAGCAGCAGGCCACCAAGGCGGCCGGCGACAGCUGAGCGGCGGUCGCGGCGCACCGGAGAUGGCCGGCGGCGGCGCAGGUGGCGGGCGGCGCGGUGCCGCCGGCCACGCAUAGGCUUCUAUUUAAUAA
Pollicipes pollicipes is the source of this 2530-nucleotide messenger RNA. RefSeq names its product glycine--tRNA ligase. NCBI's taxonomy places the organism in Eukaryota, Metazoa, Arthropoda, Thecostraca, Pollicipedomorpha, Pollicipedidae. Gene Ontology annotation, molecular function: ATP binding; glycine-tRNA ligase activity. Gene Ontology annotation, biological process: mitochondrial glycyl-tRNA aminoacylation. Bases 195 to 2438 code for a protein of 747 amino acids. Gene Ontology annotation, cellular component: cytoplasm; mitochondrion. The record is from RefSeq and is a predicted model, not a curated record. The transcript has 14 exons.